Molecule: messenger RNA, 3364 nt
Organism: Salvelinus fontinalis (brook trout)
Lineage: Eukaryota; Metazoa; Chordata; Actinopteri; Salmoniformes; Salmonidae
Product: ATP-sensitive inward rectifier potassium channel 15-like
Exons: 2
Coding region: 354-1376 (340 amino acids)
Biological process (GO): regulation of monoatomic ion transmembrane transport; potassium ion import across plasma membrane
Cellular component (GO): plasma membrane
Molecular function (GO): inward rectifier potassium channel activity
Source: RefSeq, a predicted model, not a curated record
CACUUGUUGCCAUACCUACCCCUGGUUUGGUGGGGUAAAUAGGUGGAGUUUGUCCUACACCUGAAAUAAAAGCUGACCUACAGGUAGCCAAGAACUCAUUGAAGGAGUUUUCUUCCUUCUCUCUCCUUUUUGUUCUCACAAACUGUCCUAAAUAUAAUUAUGCCAAAGUUCAAUGUGCAUAAGCAAGGGCAAUAGAGGAGUGGGGACAUUGUGGAACUCUCCAGGAAGGGUAUUACAGCAGGUUCAUGUUGCAGAUUAUAACUACUGAGAACAAGUGAAGCCACACACCUGAGAAGGCAACAACACUAAAUGGUGACAAACUGCCAACCAAAGAGAACACACUUAAGACCAAGAUGACCACCAAGAAGGCAGAUUUCCAGCGGAGGAUUGUCUCCAAGGAUGGACACAACCAAGUGCGCAUUGACAAUGUGGAGGGCAUGGUAAAGCUCUAUCUCCACGACAUCUGGACCACGGUGGUGGACAUGAAGUGGCGCUACAAGCUCACACUGUUCUCCUCCACCUUCGUCAUGACCUGGUUCCUCUUCGGCGUAAUAUUCUACUUCAUCGGCAUGGGCAACGGUGACUUCAAGGGUGAGCUGCUGUCCAACCACACUCCGUGCAUCAUGAAUGUUGAGACCCUUACCGGCGCCUUCCUCUUCUCCCUGGAGUCGCAGACCACCAUUGGCUACGGUUUCCGCUACAUUACCGAUGAGUGUCCGCUGGCCAUCUUCGUCCUGGUGGUCCAGCUGGUCACCACGGGCCUGGCUGAGAUCUUCGUGACCGGGGCCUUCCUGGCCAAGCUGGCACGACCCAAGAAGCGGGCCGAGACUAUCAAGUUCAGCCAGUCGGCGGUGAUCUGCCGGCAUGAUGGCAAGCUAUGUCUGAUGGUGCGUGUGGCCAACAUGAGGAAAAGCCUGCUGAUCCAGUGCCAGCUGAUCGGCAAGCUGCUUUCGCCCAACGUGACCGAGGAGGGCGAGAAGACUCUGAUCCACCAGACAGCUGUGGACUUCUAUAUGGACUCAUGCGGGGAGUGCCCCUUCCUAAUCCUGCCCCUCACAUUCUAUCACGUGCUGGAUGAGAGUAGCCCGCUGGCAGGGCUGACCGCUGAGAGGUUGCGGACGCGCGACUUUGAGCUGCUGGUCACCCUCAACGCCACCAUGGAGUCCACGGCAGCCACGUGUCAGAGCCGCACAUCGUUCGUUCCCCAGGAGAUCCUGUGGGGCUACGAGUUCAAGCCCGUGCUCUUCAGCACCCCCAGUGGCCGGUACGUGGCCGACUUUAACUUCUUUGACAAGGUGCAGUUAAGCAGCGACCCGACACUCCUCAGCAACAACACAGAGAAGCUGAAACUGGAGGAGGUGUACAAGAAGGAAUAAGGGAGGACACUCAAACAUGUUGGACACACUGGUAAUAAGCAUGAUCCACUUUAAUGGUUGUUUUACCAUAGUUACUGUCUAGAAACAAUUUGGAAAUACACCCAGCUAGCAAAUUUGGUUCCUUGGAAGUUGUGGGAACGUAUGUUUUUGGUUUCACAUUGGUUGUGGGAACGAAGCCAUAUGUUUCCAUAAGUUGAAAAUUUUGCCUGUUUUGGGAACAUUUAUUUUUAGGUUGCAGGAAGGUCCUGAGAACGUUUUACUCUGGUUCCUUUAAAGUUUUUCUGGGAGGUUUUAUUAAACCUAAAAUUACAGGUUAUUUGGAGGUUUUUGAAUAACUUCCUUAAAAUGGUCACUGAAUGUUUCAAUAAGCCUUUUAAUAACACUGCUAGCUUAUUUUGGGUUAAUGAACUCCAAGCUUUUCCUUAAUCAAUAAUCAUGCAAACACAUUUAUUUUUUAGUGUGACACAGCAUCAGUGGGAUUUGAACCUUUGAUCUUCUCCAUCCAUGGAAUUAGUCCACUGCGCCAUCAGGAAGGAGCAAACAUGGCAUAUUUUUUACACAUACAAAGCUGUUAAUUUUAGUAUGCUCGUACAGACCUCAUUUCAAAGGAAACGAGAAGUCAUUAAGAUUAGGUGUGCAGCCAACACACCUGAACACACUUAACAAGAUACAGGCUAGAGAGAGUUUUGUAGAUGCUGAGAACAGAAUGUAUAUGUUUUUAAAUAUCAAUCUUAGAACGUUCUCUAAACGUCACAAAAGUUUACUUGAGGAUUUGUGUAGAAUAUAUUCUUAACAUUCUCUGAACAUUUUGAGAACAUGACUUUAAAUAUAACCAUGAGGAAGCCUGUAGGAAACAUUAUGCUGAAGUACUGAAAUUCCCACAGAAUACAUUUUUUUCUUAAUAUUCUUGGAACAAUUCGAGAAUGUGACUUUGAACAUGACCAUGUGCACCCACACAUUGACUCUGUACCGGUACCCUCUGUAUAUAGUCUCGCUAUUGUUAUUUUACUGCUGCUCUUUAAUUACUUGUUCCUUUUAUUUCUUAUUGUUAUUCAUAUUUUUUAAACUGUAUUGUUGGUUAGGGGCUUGUAAGUAAGCAUUUCACUUUAAGGUCUACACCUGUUGUAUUCGGCGCAUCUGACUAAUACAAUUUGAUUUGAUUUGAGGAACUGUUAUGCUGAAGUACUGAAAUUCCCACAGAAGAAUGUUGUUUCUUAACAUUCUCUGAACUAUUUGAGAACAUUCCCAAUGUCAAACCAGUUGGAGAACGUUUCUAGAACAUUACCACUAUUAAAAUGAAAUGUUGUAACUUUUAGGAAACGUUCUGUUAAAGUAAUGAAAUACCAUGAAAAUAAGUUCCUUAAAUGUGCUGAGAAUGUUCCAAAGAAACUAUCUUGCAUCAAUCCCAGAAAGUUGUGGGAAGGUUGUUUCUAAAAUAACCAUAGGACAACCACGCUCUCAACAAGCUCUAAUAACCAUAUGGUUCUCAGAACGUUAUGUGCUAGCUGGGCAUAGUACGGAAAUAUAUAUGUUUGUUUAACUCAUAAACCUAAUGAGUGAAUGCUGACAAAUUUAGGCAAAAAAAAUGAUGUUCCUGAUCAGUGUGCAUCUGGUUAAUGUGCUGUGUACAGUAUAUUUGGCAUAUUGUUUGUAUUUACAAGCUUUAUAAUAGGAGUAUAUGGACAUGCAUUCAGAAUAAGGACUGUGUCUCAGGUGCUGGUGUUUGUUUUAAUUCAAUUUGUGGCAGUAACUGUUGCUGUAUUAGAAAAAAUUAUGGAGGAUUCCAGGAAAACAGAUUCAAGAUGUUGUUUAUUUUUAUCACUCAAGUUGUAUAUUUUAAUGAAUUAUACAUAUUUCACUCAAAAGGUAGAUGGGGAUGUAACAAAACUAGUUUGAGAUAAUGGCUGUGUAAUGCUUAAAAGCUGUGUUCCAUCUUUAUCUCUGAAUAAACCAUUGGCUUUCAAGAAUAUAUGAUCCAUAUACCAUAA